This is a messenger RNA of Leptosomus discolor (cuckoo roller), 890 nucleotides long. NCBI's taxonomy places the organism in Eukaryota, Metazoa, Chordata, Aves, Leptosomiformes, Leptosomidae. The record is from RefSeq and is a predicted model, not a curated record.
ACAGCCAGCGACACCGACCUGGACAAUUCUGUUGCAGUGGUUGUGGUGCCUGAGUUGGUGUUGUACGCGGUGCUAUUAUCAGGCAUCAGAACUACGUUGCCAGGUAUGUGGGAAAGAACAGUAACUAUAGGAAGUGCUGGAAAAACAUACAGUGUAACUGGCUGGAAGCUUGGCUGGUCUAUUGGCCCCCCGAACCUGAUUAAGCAUUUGCAAGUUGUUCACCAAAAUACACUGUAUACUUGCCCAACUCCGUUACAGGAGGCUUUGGCACAAGCAUUUUGGAUAGACUAUAAACGCAUGGAUGACCCAGACUGCUAUUUUUACUCGCUGUCUCGAGAGCUGGAAAGCAAGCGUGAUCGGAUGGCUCAGCUACUUCAAGAAGCUGGACUAAAGCCGGUCAUUCCAGACGGAGGAUACUUUAUGAUUGUUGAUGUUUCUGCAUUAAAUGUGGAUCUCUCUGAUGUAGAUGAGAAACAACCUUAUGAUUAUAAAUUUGUCAAGUGGAUGAUAAAAUCUAAGAAGCUGUCAGCUAUUCCUCUGUCAGCGUUCUGUGGUCCCGAGACAAAAAGGCAGUUUGAAAAAUAUAUACGGUUUUGCUUCAUUAAGAAAGACAGUACGUUAGAUGCGGCUGAAGUGAUCCUGAAGAACUGGAAUAAACAGCCAGCCUGAUUUUUCUUCUUAACUCUUCCAUCUGGUAUAAUUAUCUAAUAGUGAGGGAUGCUUAUUGCAAAUUUAAGAACAGAUUACUUUGUACAGAAUUAAUACGACAUUGUAAAUAACUUUGUGCUGCCACCUGCUGAGGAGUUAAAACAGUGAGUUACUGAAAUACGUGUAAUGCAACUCAGAGGUUAUUUUCAGCGUUUUCAAAAUAAUUUACUUUUUUUCCUAAA